Messenger RNA from Penicillium roqueforti, 1749 nucleotides. Its product is annotated as glycoside hydrolase family 13 protein. Gene Ontology annotation, molecular function: alpha-amylase activity. The record is from RefSeq and is a predicted model, not a curated record. Gene Ontology annotation, biological process: oligosaccharide catabolic process. NCBI's taxonomy places the organism in Eukaryota, Fungi, Ascomycota, Eurotiomycetes, Eurotiales, Aspergillaceae. Bases 1 to 1749 code for a protein of 582 amino acids. The transcript has 3 exons.
AUGGCUACACCAGGAAACUCCAACCACCGUGCCUGGUGGAAAGAGAGCUCCGUAUACCAGAUCUGGCCUGCAUCCUUCAAGGAUUCAAAUGAUGAUGGUAUCGGUGAUAUCCCCGGUAUCAUUUCCAAGCUGGACUACAUCAAGAACCUCGCCGUGGAUAUCGUCUGGCUAUGUCCAUCGUAUAAAUCCCCGCAGGUGGACAUGGGCUAUGAUAUCUCCGACUACUACAGCAUUGCCGAUGAGUACGGUACAGUUGAAGAUGUUGAAAAAUUGAUUUCCGGAUGCCAUGAGCGGGGUCUGAAGCUCCUCAUGGAUCUGGUCGUCAACCACACCAGCGAUCAGCAUGAAUGGUUCAAGCAGGCGCGCAGCUCCAAGGAUAACGAGUACCGUAACUGGUACAUCUGGAAGCCGGCUAAGUACGACGAACAAGGCAACCGCCAGCCUCCCAACAACUGGGUCUCUCAUUUCCAGGGCAGCGCCUGGCAAUGGGACGAGCAGACCCAAGAAUACUACCUGCACCUGUACGCAGUCGAGCAGCCCGAUCUCAACUGGGAACACCCGCCUGUCCGCAAAGCCGUGCACGAUAUCAUGCGGUUCUGGCUCGACAAGGGCUGCGACGGGUUCCGCAUGGACGUGAUCAACUUCAUUAGCAAGGACCAGAGAUUCCCCGACGGACCCAUCAAGGACCCGCGGACACCCUGGCAGUGGGGCGACAAGUGGUAUGCCAACGGCCCGCGCUUGCACGAGUACCUCCAGGAUCUGGGCAAGAUUCUCCAGGAGUACGAUGCCUUCAGCGUGGGUGAGAUGCCGUUCGUCACCGACGAGAAGGAAGUGCUGCGUGCGGUGCAAUUCGACCGCCAUGAGAUCAAUAUGAUCUUCAAUUUCGAACAUGUUGACCUGGACCAUGGCAAGCUUGAUAAGUUUGAACCUGGCAGCUGGCAACUCACUGACUUGAAGGACUUCUUUGAGCGGUGGCAGACCUUUAUGUAUGCCAAUGAUGGCUGGAAUGCGCUCUACUGGGAGAAUCAUGACCAGCCACGCUCUAUUGACCGCUUCGCGCAUGCGAGUGAGGAGUAUCGACUGGUCGCGUCGAAGAUGCUGGCUACUGCGCUGGCAUUGCAGGCUGGUACUCCGUUUGUUUACCAGGGACAGGAAAUAGGAACCCGAAAUGUGCCCAAGGAAUGGGGUAUUGAAGAAUACAAAGACAUUGAUUGUCUGAACCACUGGAAAAGAAUACCCAAGGACGACCUUGCUGCCCAAGCAAUUGCCCUGCAAGAAUAUCAGAAGAAGUCUCGCGACAACGGACGCACCCCGGUCCAGUGGUCCGCUGCUGAGAAUGCCGGCUUCACCGGACCUGGCGUCAAGCCCUGGAUGUCUAUCAACACCGAUUAUGUGCGGGUCAAUGCCGAGGCGGAAAUCAAGGACCCCAACUCAACAUACCAUUACUGGGCGACUGUGCUGAAGCUGCGCAAGAAGUACCUUGAUAUCUUUGUGUAUGGCGAUUUCACACUUCUGGACAAGCCAAGCCAGGAGGUCUUUGCGUACACUCGCCAGUAUGGCGAUCAAAAAGCCUUGGUUGUGUGCCACUGGACAGACAAGACUCUAGAGUGGGAUGCGGCGAGCAACGGUAUCACCAGCGUGAAGGAGGUCUUGCUCAAUACUUAUGAAGGUGUUGAGGAGGCUUCCAAGCGAUUCUCCGGUGAGAAGUGGACACUUCGGCCCUUUGAGGCUGUUGUAUUGCUCGUUUGA